CACCGGCUAUUUCACUAGGACAUGCAAAAAACAGGCACAGAUGUGGUGGACGCUACCAGUAACUAUUAUUUGGUUUUAAAAAGUUUUCAUUUGGCAUGCAUACAGUGUGCCUCCUUCGAGAAGAAGCAGUGCAGGAGAUGGAAGCCGAGAAGGGAAAUGGACCCAAAAAUGGAGGAAUAUCAAAAAGAGAAGAUACUGGAAGUAGAGGAAGAAGAAGAUCAGGGCUCAGAGAGAAGUGUGCUUGAAGAACUACAAGAGCUUGAGGAAACGCUGCCCGAUGCAGAUGCUUCUUCAGUACACUCACCCCUGUGGGUGAGAGCCCUACAGCCUGAUCCAUUGUGCUGUCCUGCAUCUUACAAGAAGCACUCGCCUCAGGAACGGCACCUGCUGAAAAUGGCACACAACUUCCACUGUCAGUACGCCCACUUGUACCCCAUCCGCAAACAUCUACUGCUGUACCCACUCAACGAGUGUGGGGUCCAGAAGUUUGUCAGUACCACCCUACGGCCCGCCCUCCUGCCGUACCCUGAGCUCUACACCUGGGAUGGGUGCUCCAGCUUGGUGUCGGACUUUUUGGCCCUGUUGCCUCUUGAUCCCCCAUUUGACCUGCCUACACAUCUCUAUUCCCCAACCUGGGUCCUAAAAACCCGAAGAGGCAGCUGCUUCGACUUUGCCACACUGCUCUGUUCCCUUUUGCUGGGUGCUGGCUAUGACGCUUACUGUGUCAGUGGCUAUGCUGUGAAGGAGAUGUGUUUGCUCAACCAGUCAUGCCAAGAGUGCCCCCUGCUGGUCAUGCAAGACAAGGAGAAAAUGUUGGAACAGAAGACCCCUUUGAAAAAGUACAGCGUGAAACCUCGCCGAGAUCUCAGUAGCAGGUUCAGAGAGCAGCGGCAGAGCCAGCGGCAGGCUGACACGCAGGUCGCCUUUGCCAGCCGGCAGCAGGAUGAGCAGAGGCUGCAGGAGAGUGAGCACCCUGUGGACCGCUUUAUGGGCCACUGGGUGCACUGCUGGGUUCUGGUGCUGUCCGGCAGCCGGGAGGUUCCAGAGAACUUCUUCAUUGACCCACUUACCGGGCGGAGCUACCCUACCACUGACAAGCAGUUCCUGGGUGUGGAAAGCAUCUGGAACCACCAGAACUAUUGGGUCAACAUACAGGAGUGCCGCUCUGGCUGCGUGGAGAUGACCUUUGACCUGGGGGAUGCAGUCAAGUGGGAGUCUCUGCUGUGUUGCCUCCCAGUACAGCCCCAGCUGCUGCUUCCUGACCCAAAGGAUCCUGAGAAUGAGUACAGUGAUGAGGAAGAGGAGGACCUUAAAGUAUUUGAAAUGCCUCCAUCUUGGGUGAAAAGAAUUGAGAUUUCUCAGCAAGACAUGGAGAUGAGGUGCCCUACUGGGAUAAAGGUGAUCCAGUACCGCAAAGCCAAGCUGGAGAAGGUCGCACCCUACCUCCUCAAGGACGGUCUGGUGAUGCGACUGACCACCUACAAAGACCUGGACUGCACCGAGCCAAUUACCGUAAAAGAAUGGUUCCAGCAUCGCCAAGAUUACUUGGAGGAGCGUGAGCUAAACAGAAUCACCAAUGUGACACUGGAGCGUUUUGGACCCGGAAGGAGCCAGGCCCUUAAAACCCACAGGCAUGUGACGCUGCUCCAGGGGCAGGAGCAUGACAUGGAGUUUUACAGCCACAGCCGUGUGGAUGGGCUGGCCAAGCGAGGGGAGCGACCCACUGACAUAACCGAGAGCUUCGAAGGACGCACAGACUUCUUGUACCACAGACACAUCAUCUUCGGCAAAGCUCCAGAGCCUGGAGGGACCGCUAGCCGAGAACAGUGCCCCAUACUGAAGGUGGUGGAGCGGUUUGGCAGAGACUGCUCAAAGCCAGCUGGCGAAGACGUGGCCGAGCGCGUCUUCCUGACUGCAGAGGGCCUCAUCCAAGUGACCUACCACCUGGAGGACGACCGCAUCAUCCCCACACAGCGCAGCUUUGCCAAGUUCCAAGAGUGGCCCCCAUCCCAGAGGCAGCCGGUUUUCAGCCCCGACAUGGUCUCCACCUUCCUGGUGGACCCAUCUGAGAAGCCAUGUACGAACCUGUCUCUGUACAACAUGCUGGUGUCUCUGAUGAAAGAGGAGGACAGGGUAACACAGGAGAUCAGGAGCUCGUUAAAAGAGGUCAGAGACAUCCUUGCACUCCGCAAGAAGGAGGAGAGUAACUGUGAGCUCCGGAUCUCCAUCUAUAGCACAGCCUGGAGUGAGAAAGCUCGUCGCUACAGGGAGGAACUGGAGCGUGUAGCUAAUGAGGAGCGCUUGUGGAAGGAGAGGAAGGGGGUGGAUGAACUGGCGCCACUUUUGGCUAAAUUGGGGAACCCCGAGCAUCUGCCGCGUGAGGAGGCAGAGCAACUGAGGAAGGAUUGCCUGGCCAGCCUGAAGGAGCAGCUGGUCUACAGAGCCAAUUUGAUGCAGGAGCGCUUCCAGAAGGAGACCCAGCAGCUGCGGCUAAAACAGCAGUGGUACCAGCAGAACCAGCUGUCCAUCACCCAAGAGGAGAAGGAUGCCUACAUGUCGUACUGUUCCAGUGCCGUGCUGCGCAUCAAAGCGCUGAAGCUGCGCCUCAGCAGGCAUAAAGACUACGCCCUGCAGAAGUACCUGAUGCUGGACGAGAAGCUGAGAAGAGAUCCCAGACUUAGCAAACAUCUGUGCUGAUACGUGGGAACACUUUAGCUUCUCCUACCCUGAUAACACAAAGUCACACAUAUACAAACCUGUCAGUUGCACUGGAUCCAUAACAGCUAAUUUGGGCUGGAAAUUAAAAGUUGAUUAAAAGUUUAUUCAUAAUAAUAAUGAUGAUGAUAAUAACAAUAAUCAUAAUAAGGGCUCCCUGCCAUGAGUUGGCGCCCCAUCCUGGGAUAUUCCCUGCCUUGCACCCAUAGCUUCUGGACUAGGCCCUGGACGCCUGUAACCCUGUACAGGACAAGUGGGUAUGGAAAAUGGAUGGAUGGAUAAUAGGGCAGCACGGUGGUACAGUGGUGCUGCAUAUUUCUGGAGUCUACGGUCAAGUCGCGGCCCUGGCUCUAUGUGUGUCGCAAGUUUUAUUUGUUUCAUACACUGUAACACUGUAGUGAAGCAUUUUCUGGAAUGUGCUUUAAGGAUGCAUGCAAUUCAAAGGAAAAUAAAAGCAUGAAAUAACAA
Messenger RNA from Brienomyrus brachyistius, 3183 nucleotides. It is a transcript of the gene drc7, whose product is annotated as coiled-coil domain containing 135. The record is from RefSeq and is a predicted model, not a curated record. Gene Ontology annotation, biological process: flagellated sperm motility. Gene Ontology annotation, cellular component: motile cilium. NCBI's taxonomy places the organism in Eukaryota, Metazoa, Chordata, Actinopteri, Osteoglossiformes, Mormyridae. The coding region runs from base 22 to 2697 and encodes 891 amino acids. The transcript is spliced from 18 exons.